AUGGCCAAAGUAGACACGACCCAGCGGCUGGCGGACCUCCGCAAGCUCAUGAAGGAGCGCAAUGUCGACAUUUACAUGGUACCGUCUGAGGACAGCCACCAGAGCGAGUAUAUCGCGCCAUGUGACGCACGACGAGCAUACAUCAGUGGCUUCACCGGCUCUGCUGGAUAUGCAGUCAUUACGCACGAGAAAGCCGCCCUCUCCACCGACGGACGCUACUUCAACCAGGCCGAGAAGCAGCUGGACAGCAAUUGGGAGCUCCUGAAGCAAGGCAUACAGGAUGUACCUACCAUCCAAGAGUGGACCGCAGAUCAGGCCGAAGGGGGCAAAGUAGUCGGUGUAGAUCCGAGCGUAGUCACUGCAGCAGACGCUCGCAAACUUGCUGAGAAGAUCAAGAAGAAGGGCGGCGAGUACAAAGCCAUCGACGACAACCUGGUAGACUUGGUGUGGGGGGACCAAAGACCAGCACGACCGAGCGAGAAGGUUAUCACUCAGCCUGAAAAGUACUCUGGCAAGAGCUUCGAAGACAAGAUUGAGGAUCUGCGCAAGGAGCUGGAGAAGAAGAAGAGUCUGGGCUUCGUCGUAUCUAUGCUGGACGAAGUCGCCUGGCUCUUCAACCUCCGCGGCAGCGACAUCCCAUACAACCCAGUCUUCUUCUCCUACGCCGUCGUUACGUCCACCGCAGCUACCCUUUACGUCGACGAGAGCAAGCUACCCGAAGAUGUCAAAAAGCACUUGGGCGAUAAGGUCACGAUCCGACCAUACGAGGCUAUCUUUGGAGACGUUACAGCGCUGAGCCAGGAGCUGUUUGAGGCGAGCGACAAGUCAAAUGCACAAAAGAAAUUCCUGACUUCAAACCGGGCAUCAUGGGCUCUUAACAAGGCUCUUGGUGGUGACGAAAAGGUCGAAGAAACCCGGAGCCCGGUCGGAGACGCAAAAGCGGUCAAGAACGAGGUCGAACUAGAAGGCAUGCGACAAUGCCAUAUCCGUGAUGGAGCUGCAUUGAGCGAGUACUUUGCUUGGCUGGAAGAUCAGCUCAUCAACAAGAAGGCCACGCUGGAUGAGGUUGACGGUGCUGAUAAGCUGGAGGAGAUCCGCAAGAAGCACGACAUGUUCAUGGGUCUCUCUUUUGAUACCAUUUCGUCAACCGGUCCGAACGCAGCUGUUAUCCACUACAAGCCAGAGAAGGGUGAGUGCGCCAUCAUCGACCCUAAGGCUAUCUACCUAUGCGAUUCUGGCGCGCAAUACCGGGACGGCACCACUGACACGACACGGACCCUACACUUCACUGAGCCUACCGAGAUGGAACGUAAAGCAUACACGCUCGUGCUCAAAGGCAACAUGGCUCUCGAGCGUGUCAAGUUUCCCAAAGGCACAACCGGUUUCGCGUUGGAUGCAUUGGCUCGUCAGUUCUUGUGGGCGGAGGGUCUCGACUAUCGUCACGGCACUGGACACGGUGUAGGAUCCUUCCUCAACGUACACGAAGGCCCAAUCGGCAUCGGAACCAGGGUGCAAUACUCCGAAGUCUCGUUAGCUGUAGGCAAUGUGGUCUCCGAUGAGCCUGGUUACUAUGAAGAUGGCAAGUUCGGCAUCCGCAUUGAGAACAUGGUCAUGGUCCGAGAAGUCGAGACGAAGCACAAGUUCGGUGAUAAGCCAUAUCUGGGUUUUGAGCAUGUAACGAUGACUCCACACUGCAGGAACCUUGUCGAUAUGAGCCUGCUUACAGAAGACGAGAAGACUUUCAUCAACGAAUACCACGAGGAGGUCUACGAGAAGACGAGCAAGUUCUUCGAGAAUGACUCUUUGACACUGGAGUGGUUGAAGCGCGAGACAGCGCCCUACUAG
Messenger RNA from Alternaria arborescens, 1845 nucleotides. Its product is annotated as putative Xaa-Pro aminopeptidase P. The record is from RefSeq and is a predicted model, not a curated record. The coding region runs from base 1 to 1845 and encodes 614 amino acids. Lineage: Eukaryota; Fungi; Ascomycota; Dothideomycetes; Pleosporales; Pleosporaceae. The transcript is spliced from 4 exons. Gene Ontology annotation, molecular function: metalloaminopeptidase activity.